GGAUUGGGAUGGGUGGAGGGAUAGAGAGGGGAACAGAUGGACAGAGGGAUCAACAGAUGAAAGGAUUGUUGGAGGGAUGGGUGGAUGGAAGAACGGAUUGAAGGAUCAUUGAAUGGAUGGAACAAUUGUUGGAUGAAAGGAUGGACGGAAAUAUAGGUGGAAGGAGGGAUCAACAGAGGAAAAUAUGAUUUCUGGCCCAAAGACUAGUGUGCCUCCAGGCCUUGCCCCCUCCAUGGGGACCAGUGGGGGUGGCCCUGGGUGUCUGGAAGAUGGGUUCUUGCUAUAUGAGUCCCCUUCUUACAGGUAGGAAUGGGUUGUAUAGAGUAGAAUGGGUCAGUGGGGUCCAUUGCUCACCUAUGAGAGUUUACAGGGCACAGUGGGGCAGGGUGGGGUCCCAAAACCCUCAGCUGAAUGCCCUGUUUAAGGUGAGGAGACAAUGAGGUAAUGCGGGCCAGAGGGAGGGCCCCCUCCUUGUCCCCCUCCUUCACUACUAUGAUGUCAGUAGGGUAACAGCAGUUCUCAGGGUAACUGUCUCAACCCCAAACUGUUCUAGACUCCUCUCUGAUGAGUUGUGAAGAUGGUGCUUUAUGGCCUUGUUCUCUCCAGGGAUGGUUCAUGCUACGAUGCGGUGUCUGAAUAAGGACUACCCGUAGGAAUUUGUACCAAGAAAACCCCCGUUGAGGAAUGAAGCAACACGCCCUUGUGCUGUUUGAUUGAGGGAGUGGGCAUGAAUGAAGAAUAUAGAGGAACAGAGUCUAUGUGACUGAGAAACUAAGUUGGGACUCAGGAGUACAAUAUAUAACUGUGUCACAAACUUCCUGUGUGACCACUGCAAGAAACCAGCCUCCCUAAGAGCACUAGAGCAGCAGGCUGUCUGCACUAUGGCUGCUGAACUGCAUUUCUCCCCACCUGAAAUCCCUGACCCCACACUGGUGGAGAAUGUGCUGUGCCACAGACUCUUCUUUGGAGCCAUUUUCCAGCUUCUCUGUGUGUUAGCCUUAGUCCUGCCAGUUUCAAGGUCCCAUAAAACAGACUCGGACAGUUUUGAGUCUAAUACUUGGGAGACAGUGAAGAAACCGAAGGCAAGUGCUGCACAGAUAAGUAAGAAACCCAAGAAGAAAAGCAAAAAGAAACGAUAAGGGCUUGACCGAUAAGCCUCAGAAGACAAAAGAAUCAACUGUAAUGCUUCCUCGGAGAUGGCACCAAAGGCAACUGAAUAUGUCAUCCAGUUUUCUGGCAUUGCCAUGCUUUACCUUUUGUGGACAGUAGAGAGGAACUAAGAAAACUGGAAGGGAAAGGCUUCUGAUGCAUUACAAGCAAAGAGGACUUCUUAUAAGCAGUGACAUGAUUCACAUGUGACAUGAUUCACAUGUCAGUCACCAUCCAGUGUAGUAUAAGACUGAAAUAUGGCUAGACAAGACUGGAGAGAGAGAGGUGGUGACGUAGCAACAGAGUCUCUGUAAGGCAUCUUGAGCUUCCUGAUGCCAGCUCACAUCUUGGUUUGUUUGACCACAAGUGAGUCAAUGGGAUGAGAACUUGCUGUGUUAGGGCCCUCCACGGCUCGGAGUGGCUUUGAAGGAAAGGGUUCUGUGGCGGGGCUGCAAGUCUGCCAUCCUUUUGCAUACAUAGACUGCCAUCCUCAGUUGACAAGUGCGUUGUGAGCCCAGGUACAGUAGCAGUGCUGUGCUGCACCUGUUCUCUACCAGAAGCCUAACAUGCACCUUUGCUGAAACCGUCAGUUUGAGAAGGGCCACAUUUGCAGCUCUCCCUUGCUGUUGGUGGAUGAGACAGGUGGGCAGCACGAGGAGAACAGAACAAAGCAUGUGAGGCAAAAGCACUCCAAAGUUGCUUGGAGAUCUCAGGACAAAGAAACAUGACAAAAAUUUCCCACGCAAACAACGAAGACCAAUAUCACACUAUGAAUUUCCAUGAAUUAGAAUGGUAGUUGCUUUACCUAACUCUGUCCUUCUGCAGGUUCCCUAAAGGUGGGUUCUGUUGCAUUCUUCUAGCAGAAGUACAAGUACUGAAAGAGUAAUGGCACACGUUACCCAAAAUACAGGAGUGCUUCCACAGCCAAGAACUGGAUACCAGCCGGAUACCAGCCCCACCUUGAGACUGAGAUCUGGGCCCAAGGCAUGUUCACAUGCAGCCCUCCCACUGCCCUCUCCUCCUACCCCACUCUGAGCGCUGCUCUUCGCAGCAUCCCACCCAGACUUGAACUCCUCAUGGCUCAAGGGUAGGCUGAUGUGCAGGCCAUGGCUGUACGGGUGCAGUGGGGGUUCCCAGAGCAAAGAGCAACUUGUCAGUAGAUUGAAAGGCUGAAAAAGCCAUCAGGGAAGAGAGACAAGCUUAAGGGGCUGAUUGCAGGGAUACCAUUCUUCCUCCCAGGCUCCUUUCUCUCCUUUUUUUUCUAUCAGUCUUUGGAGAGCAAGGUGAUGCUCACAGUCUCACUCGCAGUUACAGUUUGGCUGAAAGGCCACGAGCUGGGAAGACCAACAAUGAAACAUGAGAAAAGCAGCUGAAUUUCAAGGGAGAGACAUGAAGCUGAUGAUUUCAUUGCCCUGCAAUUGCCAGCCCAAGCAAGGGACGUUUUGACCAGCUACUGAAAGAGGCAGCACCAUUUUCUAAAAGUUACCUUUGUUUUUAUUUUAAACAAAGGUAUUUUGGUUGUAUUUAGUAUAUAUUUCAACAGAAAAUAAAAUAUUUGGGAUACUGGUCAUUACUAAAGACAUAAUUUCAGUUAAUAAACACUUUCAAGCCUGUUUGUUUAUACAAACAGGUAUCAAAUAGUUGGGACUGUGCUGUAUUUCCAGCUGGUUCCUACUUCCCCUCACAGAAUGAAACCCUAAUGUCCAGAUUUCCGCUUAGCAAUGAGUACUUCAGCCUCUACUCAGAGAGAAGGAGAAGCCUGAUUCUGUGCCUGCAUCACCACCUCUCUCUCUCCAGUCUGGUCUAGCCAUAUUUCAAUUUAAUACCAGAUUGUUUACUCCCUUGCUUUACUGUUAUUUCCCAUCUUUUCCCAACUUUUUUCAUACUUUCCCAUUUCUGUUCCUCCUUCUCCCUUGCUUUUCCAGCUUUUCCCCAAAUUUCCCUCCUUUUCCCAUGCUUUCCCACUUACUCCCUCCUUAUCUCUCAUUUCCCCAUGCUUUCCCAUCUUUUCCCUCAUCCUGUGCUUUCCCAGCUUUUCCCUUAAUUUCCCAUGUUAUCCCACACUUAACCAUUUCUUCCCUCCUUCUCCCUUGCUUUCCCAUCUUUUCCCACUUUUUCCCGUGAUUUCCCAUUUUUUUUUCUGCCUUCUACUUUGCUUCUCAUCUUUUCACAUCUUUUCCUACAUUUUUCUCCUUUUCCUAUCUUUUCUUUGCUACACCUUUGCCUUCCUGUCAUUUCCCACCUUUUCCCAACUUUUCCAGUACUUUCCCAUCUUUUCCCAUUUUUUCCCUCCUUUUCCCAUGCUUUCCCAUUUUUCCCCUUCUCCUUUGUUUUAUGGUCUUUUCCCACCUUUUCCCACAUUCUCCCAUGCUUUCCAUUUUUUCCCUUUAACUCCCUUGCUGUCCCAUCCUUUCUCAUCUCUUCCCGUGCUUUACCAUUUUUUCUUUCCUUCUCCCUUGCUUCCCUGUCAUUUCUUAUGUUUUCCAAAAUUUUCCUUUCCCGUCUGUUCCCAUCUUGACCCAGCAUUUCCCAUGUGCUCUCACAGUUUCCCAUCUUUUCCACUCCUUUCCCAUCUUAUCAUUUUUUUCCUUGAUUUUCCUUUGCAGUCUAUCUUUUUCCCACCUUAUCCCAUGCUUUCCAAUCUUAUCCCAAUGUUUCCCUCUUUUUACCAUGGUUUCCCAUUUUUUCCCUCCUUCUCCCUUGCCUUCCAAUCUUUUCCCAUCUUCCCCAAAUUUUCCCAUGCUUUCCCAUUUUUUUCCUUCUCCCUUGCUUUCCUGUUAUUUUCCAUAUCUUCCCAACUUUUCCCACUUUUUUUAUGCUUUCCCAAGCUUUCCCACAAUUUCCCACCUUCUCACAUCCUCUCCCAUUUUCCCCCUCCAUCUCCCUUGCUUCCAAGGAAUUUUCCAUCUUUUGCCAACCUUUCCCAUCUUUUGAAUUUUUUCCUUGCUUUUCCUCUGCAUUCCAGCUUUUUUCCACCUUUUCAUAUGCUUUCCAAUCUUUUCCCAAAAUUCCCCAUUUUCCCACGUCUUCCCAUUUUUUUCCCUCCUUAUCCCUUGCUUUCCUGUCAUUUCCCAUCAUUUCCGAAUAUUUCCCUUGCUUUCCCAUCUUUUCCCAAAACUUCACACCUUUUCCCAUGAUUUCCUGGUUUUUUUCCUCCUUCUGCCUCUUUGCCAUCUUUUCCUGUAAUUUCCCAGCUUUUCCCAAGCUUUCCAUUUUUUUCACCCCUUCUCUUUCCCAUCUUUACCCAUUUUUCCCACCUUUUUACAUGCUGUCCCAUUUUUUCCCUCCUCCUCCCUUUCUUUCCCAGUUUUUCCCAUGCUUUCCUUCCUUUUCCCAUGCUUUCCCCUUUAUUCCCUCCUUAUCCUUUGUUUUCCCACCUUUUCCAGUUUUUUUUCCAUCUCUUUCUAAGUUUUCCCAUUUUUUUUCUUUCAUACUCCCAUGCUUUCCUGUCAUUUCCUAUCUUUUCCCAACUUUUCCCCUACUUUCCCAUCUAUGCCCAGCUUUUUUCAUGCUUUCCCAUUUUUUCCCUCCUUCCCCUUUGCUUUCUGGACUUUUCCCAUCUUUUCCUACAUUUUCCUAUGCUUUCCCAUUUUUUCCCUUUUUCUCCCUGGUGUUCCUGCAAUUUCCCAUCUUUUCCCCAAAAUUCCCAUGCACUCUCACAAUUUCCCGUCUUUUCCACUCCUUUCCCAUUUUUUCAAAUUGUUCCAUUGAUUUCCCUAUGCACUGCAUCUUUUUCCCACCUUAUCCCCUGCUUUCCAAACUUUUUCCAAUAUUUCCCUCUUUUUACCGUGCUUUCUCAUGUUUCCAUUCUUCUCCCUUGCUUUCCCAUCUUUUCCCAUCUUUUCUCUGUUUUAUGCUUUCCCUUUUUCCUUUCCUUCUCCCUUGCUUUCACAUCUUUUCCCAUGUUUUCCCUCCUUUUUCCAUGCUUUCCCCUUUAUUCCCUCCUUAUCCCUUGUUUUCCUGUCUUUUCCCAUUUUUCCUAUCUUUUUUCCAUGUUUUCCCAUUUUUCUUUCCUACUCCCUUGCUUUCCUGUCAUUUCCCAUACUUUCCUAUCUUUUCCCAACAUUUCCAAUCCUUUCCUAUCUUUUCAAAAUUUUACCUUGCUUUUCCUCAGCAAUCCAGCUUUUUCCCACCUUUUUGUACGAUUUCCCAUCUUUUCCCAAAAUUUCCCAUAUUUUCCCAUGUCCUUCCAUUUUUUCCCUCCUUCUCCCUUCUUUCCCAUCUUUUCCGAUAUUUUCACAUUAUUUCCCAGUUUUUUCCCUCUUUCUCUUUUGCUUUCCCACCUUAUCCCAUCUUUUCCCACUUUUUUUUCUUCCUUUUCCAUUUUUUCCCUCCUUCUCUCUUCCUUUCCCAGCUGGUCCAAUGCUUUCCCAUUUAUUCCCUCUUUAUCCCUUGUUUUCUUAUUAUUUCCCAUUGUCAACGGUUUACGGGCGUUUGGCCCGGUUCCGUGAUGACGGGGACGGGGGAUCCAUGGGCCCACGCCCCGGGAAAAGGGAAAAGGGGAAAAGGG
Numida meleagris (helmeted guineafowl) is the source of this 5659-nucleotide messenger RNA. Its product is annotated as protein MANBAL-like. The transcript is spliced from 5 exons. The record is from RefSeq and is a predicted model, not a curated record. Lineage: Eukaryota; Metazoa; Chordata; Aves; Galliformes; Numididae. Gene Ontology annotation, cellular component: membrane. Bases 882 to 1139 code for a protein of 85 amino acids.